Messenger RNA from Drosophila montana, 4436 nucleotides. RefSeq names its product myospheroid (gene mys). Gene Ontology annotation, cellular component: integrin complex; focal adhesion; cell surface. The coding region runs from base 210 to 2963 and encodes 917 amino acids. The transcript is spliced from 8 exons. Gene Ontology annotation, biological process: cell adhesion mediated by integrin; cell migration; integrin-mediated signaling pathway. The record is from RefSeq and is a predicted model, not a curated record. NCBI's taxonomy places the organism in Eukaryota, Metazoa, Arthropoda, Insecta, Diptera, Drosophilidae. Gene Ontology annotation, molecular function: integrin binding.
AUUUUAAUGUUAUUUAAGUCUGGUCACACGGCUUCAGUUGUUUGAUAAUCGAGUGGCAGUGCGGAGUCGUCGCCAAAACCGCUGCACCUGAAACUUUCGCACCCCCAACAACAAUUAGAGCGAAAGAGCCACAGCACAUAUAGAAAGAGAGCGAAACAGUAAGACAGAGCAAUAGAGAGAGAGAGAGAGUGCGCGCUUGUAAAGCGACGAUGAGAUCAGAGACAACAGCAUUCACAUCAACACCCGCCGCACCCGCACCCGCACCUGCACCCGCACACCGCAAGACCCGUAGAGCAAUGAUGCAGCAGCAGCAGCUGUUGCAUGUGGCACUGCUGUGCAUCCUGGCCAGCAUAGCGACACAUUGGCCAGCGGCACUGGGCCAACAACAAUCGGCGGGAGCACAGACGCUCGCCAGCCAAGGAUCACAACAGUCGCCGGCCAAACUGGAGCAGAAUCCGUGCGUGAAUAAGGUGACCUGCCAUGAGUGCAUACAGACACAGAAUUGUGGCUGGUGCAUGAAGCCCGAUUAUGGGGAUCGGCCGCGUUGUUUUUUGCACACGCCCAAGGCGGAAGUAUGUCCGGAGCAAUUCAUUUGGAAUCCGGACACAUCGGAGCGCAUAUUGAUUAACAAAGAUCUGACAUUGGCCAGCGGCGGUGCCGCUUGGGCGGGCGGUCAAUACGUGUCGGGUGGUUCCUACGAGAGCAGUGCACAUGGCCAAAGCUCCUCGUCUGGCUCUUAUGGUGCCUCCGGCUCCAGUUCAAGCUACGGCGCCAGCUCCAGUUCCGGCUCCAGUUCCGGCUCUAGCUCCGGUUUCAGUUCCAGUUCCGGCGCCGCCGGCUCAGCAGCAGUCGGCGGUGCAGCUGCCGCUGGCGAAAUUGUCCAGAUAAAGCCGCAACGUGUUAGCCUCAAGCUGCGCAUCAAUGAGGUGCACAAUCUGGAUGUGAGCUACUCACAGGCCGAGGACUAUCCCGUUGAUCUCUACUACUUGAUGGAUUUGUCCAAAUCUAUGGAGGACGACAAAGAGAAAUUGUCCGCCCUGGGCGACAAACUCUCCGAGACAAUGAAGCGCAUCACAUCCAACUUCCGCUUGGGCUUCGGCUCGUUUGUGGACAAGGUGCUGAUGCCCUACGUGUCCACCAUACCCAAAAACCUGGAGGAGCCAUGCCCCAAAUGCGAUGCUCCCUACGGCUAUCGUAACAUCAUGGGCUUGAGCAUGGACACAUAUAGAUUCUCUAACGAGGUGAAACAGGCUGCUGUCUCUGGCAAUUUGGAUGCACCCGAAGGCGGCUUCGAUGCCAUCAUGCAGGCGAUUGCCUGUCGCCAACAGGUCGGCUGGCGGGAGCAGGCCCGUCGCCUGCUUGUCUUCUCGACGGAUGCGGGCUUCCAUUAUGCCGGCGAUGGUAAAUUGGGCGGUGUUAUAACGCCCAACGAUGGCGAAUGCCAUUUGAAUGGACAGGGCAUGUACACGCAUUCGAUCAUACAGGAUUAUCCGAGCAUAUCGCAAAUUAACCAGAAGGUCAAACAGAAUGCGAUCAACAUUAUCUUUGCCGUCACACAGAACCAGUAUUCCGUCUAUCAGAAGCUGUCCGGACACAUUGAGGGCUCAUCCAGCGCCAUUUUGUCCAAUGAUUCGUCCAAUGUGGUCGAUCUGGUGCGCGAGGAAUAUAGCAAAAUCUCUUCGUCGGUGGAGAUGAAGGACAAUGCCAUGGGCGAUGUUAAGAUCACUUACUUGUCCAGCUGUCUGACCAAUGGACCACAGAUUAAAACGAACAAGUGCAGCGGCCUCAAGGUCGGCGACAAGGUCACCUUCACCGCCCAAAUAACGGUCACCAAAUGCCCGGCCAAUCCACGUGACUGGAAUCAGGUGAUUCAAAUCUAUCCGGUGGGCAUCAAUGAGAGCAUGAUUAUUGACCUGGAGAUGCUGUGCUCGUGCCCCUGCGAGCAUGCCGGCUCCACUGGCUACGAGAUCCACUCGCAGAAAUGCCACAACCACGGCACGUACAUGUGCGGCAUCUGUGAAUGCGAUGAACAGCAUUUUGGCAACACAUGCGAGUGCUCCAUGUCGGACGUGCACUUGAACAAUGUCAACGAUAAUAUGUGCCGUCCCGGCAACGAUACGAGCGUUGCCGAAUGCAAUGGACGCGGCAGUUGUGUGUGCGGCGCCUGUGAGUGCCAUAAGCGUACCAAUCCCGAGGAGAUCAUCUCCGGCAAAUAUUGUGAAUGCGAGAACUUUAGCUGUGAGCGUAGAAAGAAUUUGCUAUGCUCGGGACCCGAUCACGGCAUCUGCGAGUGCAAUCGCUGUGUAUGCAAACCCGGCUGGACGGGCAACAGCUGCGACUGCCAGACGUCGAAGGACACGUGCAUGCCGCCGAAUGGCGGCGAGAUCUGUUCGGGUCAUGGCACCUGCGAGUGCGGCGUCUGCAAAUGCAAGUCGACGGACGAUGGCCGCUAUUCGGGCAAAUACUGUGACAAAUGCCCCACAUGCUCGGGCCGUUGUCACGAGCUCAAGGACUGCGUCCAGUGUCAAAUGUAUCACACGGGCGAGCUAAAGAAUGGCGAUGAUUGUGCCAAAAACUGUACAACAUUCACGCCCGUUGGCGUCGAGAAGGUCAAAAUCGAUGAGCACAAGGAUGAGCAGCUAUGCGUCUUCUUCGAUGAGGACGAUUGCAAAUUUACGUUCAAAUAUAGCGAAGUGGGCGAACUGGUUGUGCAUGCCCAGGAGGAGAAGGAAUGCCCGCCCAAGGUCUUCAUGCUGGGCAUUGUCCUGGGCGUCAUUGCGGCCAUUGUCCUGAUCGGCCUGGCCAUAUUGCUGCUCUGGAAGCUGCUCACCACCAUACACGAUCGUCGCGAGUUCGCGCGCUUCGAGAAGGAGCGCAUGAACGCCAAGUGGGACACGGGCGAGAAUCCUAUAUACAAACAGGCCACAUCCACCUUCAAGAAUCCCAUCUAUGCGGGCAAAUAAUUCGCAGCAACAGUUGCCCAUUGUUUUCUUUAGUGAAAUUUGCCAUUCAACAACUGACUGUCCUUUUAUUAACUCCAGCCCCUCCCCAAACCACAUCCCCGAGCCCUCCAGCCACACAAAUGAAGCAGCUUCUACAAAACGGUGCGCGUGCAACAUUUAACAUGAAACAAACAACAAAAACAAAAACAAAAUGCUUGAAACAAAAGUCAAACUGCCAUUGAAACGCGUUCAUAACUAAGUCAAUGUUUUAUAUAAACUAUAUAUAUGUAUAUAUCUAUAUAUACACACACAGCAAACGAAUUGUGCCUUGCAAUAUAUAUUUAUUUAUAUAUAUACCAUACAUUUUAGAUUCUAUAUAUAUGUACUUGUAUGUACGUGGUAUACAACAACAACAACAACAACAGGAAAAGCUUCCAUUGCAAAACAGCCAAAACAAACAACAAAAUUUUGAACGCACAAACAACAACAAUUAAUCCACGCAUCAACUAAACAAAGAACGCAGCAAACGAUCUACAAACAACACUUAAAAGCCUUUUGGUACACCCAGCUGUGCCCCUGUUACUUAUAUGUCAACUAAAAUCAACGAACGAUCCAUUUGUUAUAUUUCAUCUAUGUGCGCCUCAAUUGCAGAGUUUCAAGAACGAAACUAUUCAAAAGCAAAUCAAUAACAAUUGUUAAGCAAAGUCACAUGAAUUGUUUUUGGAAUGAUGCCUUGCGUGCAGCACAUUAUGAAAUUAUAAUACUUAAUAUUAUUAUUUCUUUUAAUUUCGUAACUUAAGUAUUUGGCAAAAGUUGCGCCCGGCAACGCCUUUUCGGAUCGCCUAAUUUAUUAAUGUCCAUGCAAUCUAGCAAUUUAUUUAUUAGCUAAACGAUCCAAAAAAAAUUAAAACAAAACAAAAAACUGAAUUUAUGCCAAUUUCAAAAAAAAAAAAAAAAAAAAAACCAACACUAAAAAAACAAACUGAUUUUGUUAACUUUUAUGGACUCACGCCCAAUUUUUGUUUGCCGUCAAUUCUUUCGUGUUUCUUAUAUGUAUGUUUAUUAUUUUUUUUUAUAUAUUAUUAUUUUAAAUCUAACUUUACAAUUAAUAUUUAAGCGUAUUAACAUUUAAGCUUGUAAUUGUUAAUUUUAUAUGACAAACAAAAAGAAACAAACAAAUUGUGCCCCGAUUUUUAUUUAUGAACCGUCGAGAGGUUCGAGUUUCUUUUUAGGAAUCGUGUAUUUUUCAAGUUUUUGAUCAUUAAUAGUAUAUUAAUGCUACGAUAAUUAAAUAUAAAACAAGAAGGAAAAAAAAACAACAUAUUUUUGCGAUUUGUACUGAUUACUGAUUAACAACAACAACAAAAUGAUGAAUGUAUUUGAGUGUAUAAAAAAAAAAGAAAGAAAAGAGUAAAUAAUUGUUUAUAAAUACAAGGUGGAAACACUGGCAAUUUUAUUGAAAUAUAAAAUAAUAAACAUAUAAUAAAAACUGUU